AUGGACAUAGAAACGAUUCUGUUCUACGUCUAUGUCGUUGUCGGUGCACUAGUAGCUGUGUCCAAUGGUUAUUUUGCGUAUAUUCUGAUUCGACAUCAAACACUGCUACAGCGCUACGGUGUCAUCAUUGUACAGAUGAUUGGAAAUGCUGCAACUGGUGUUGCGUUGUUGUUAGCAGGAACUGCGCGACUUUUUAUGAUACAUUCGGGUCAUGAGACGCUCACCAGUAAGCGAAUGUGUAUGCUCAUGCCAUGGAACUUACUUUUUAUUUGGUAUAAUUUUUUCUAA
This is a messenger RNA of Gongylonema pulchrum, 288 nucleotides long. NCBI's taxonomy places the organism in Eukaryota, Metazoa, Nematoda, Chromadorea, Rhabditida, Gongylonematidae. The record is from the annotation of a GenBank genome assembly.